Molecule: messenger RNA, 718 nt
Organism: Syzygium oleosum
Lineage: Eukaryota; Viridiplantae; Streptophyta; Magnoliopsida; Myrtales; Myrtaceae
Exons: 5
Coding region: 166-441 (91 amino acids)
Source: RefSeq, a predicted model, not a curated record
UUCUCGGGCCGGCCUGGCCAGGCCCGUUUGCAUCGCCUAAACAACGUUUCCACGGUUCCACUGCAUCACCAUCUUUACACUUACAGGAACUCUCUCAAUUCGCAGUCUUCAUUCUCCAAAAUCCCAGUUCCAGCUGCUGCUUAACCAGGUGGAGAGAGAGUCGAGAUGCCGUCUCUGCAAACAGCUUUGCCUCCUGAGCUCGCGGACAAUGUCUUAAGGCUUUAUCGCGAGUGCCUUCGAAGAGCGAAAUACAUAGGGCAUCGGCAACACAAUACUCAGCUUCUUGUCGACUUGGUGAGGCAGCAAUUUAGAAGGCACAUGCAUGAGACAGAUCCUGAGAAAAUCCAAAAACUAAAGGAUGAUGCGGCAAGGGGGCUGAUAAACCAUAUAUUGUAUGAAUCAGAGAAGAUGACUGGUCGCAAAUUCAGCAAAGGCUCGUAAUGUCAUUGUUCAUUAUAUGUUUCAAUGGACUUGUUGACGAGGUUUUGACUGUCUAUGAAGUAAAUUUAGCUUCGGUGGCCAGAAGAUUCCUCUUUUUGUAUUCCCCAUUGUUGCAAUGGAGUGUGAUGGUAACAUAAAACUGCAAGUGCAUUGUAGAACAGGACAAGGGUCAAUGGAUCGCUAUUGGAGGUCUACCAAUGGAUAUGGUCACAAUUUGUGAUAAUGUCACAACUCAGAACAGAAAUGCAUUUGACUGCACGAUCGAUUUUCACAGCAA